Molecule: messenger RNA, 1787 nt
Organism: Oreochromis niloticus (Nile tilapia)
Lineage: Eukaryota; Metazoa; Chordata; Actinopteri; Cichliformes; Cichlidae
Exons: 6
Coding region: 377-1540 (387 amino acids)
Biological process (GO): positive regulation of T cell proliferation; cell surface receptor signaling pathway; negative regulation of T cell proliferation
Cellular component (GO): external side of plasma membrane
Source: RefSeq, a predicted model, not a curated record
ACACAUCUAUGGAGAGCAAAUCCAGCUGCUGAGGGUCACAUCUGCAUCAUUGUAGCUACAGUGGAUGUUUCAGUGUCAGGACUGAAGGCGGAGCUUUGUGCGUGUCAGGGUGAGGCCGCAGCAGCCGCCUCCAACCGGAGCGCUCGGGCGUGAAACUAGGAGGAAAGCCGACGUCCUCCUCUUUCCUCAGAAGUGAUCUGUGGCCGGCCGGACUUCAUUCCACAGAUGUGCUUUAACAAAGUGUGAAGCUGAACUCUGAGCUGUGACAGUGUGAGCAGUGUGAGAGUGUCAGUAGAUGAUCAGCAGAGGAAAGUGAGAGCUGCUGUGAGCUGAUGUCCUGAAGGGCUUUUAAAGAGUCUCUGAGUUUGACAGGAACAUGAAGAUGUUUGUGGUGUUUGUGAUCCUCCUGCACGUUUCCCAGCAUGCCUCGGCUGUGGAGCUGUAUGAGGGAGAGCCAUUUGUCCUGCUGCCCUGUGAGUUUCCCACUUUUGAACUGGACAGCCCCACGGUGGUGUGGAGUCGCUCCGACCUCAGUCCUCCAACCGUCCACCAGCGUCAGCUUCAAGGAGACGAACUGAAAGAUCAAAACAAGCGUUACAGCGGCCGAACAUCCAUGAAGACUGACGCUCUGGAAACUGGAGACCUCACCCUGAACCUGACCAACCUCCAACUGUCUGACAGUGGCACCUACACCUGCUCCAUUAGAUCGUUUAGAGGAGAAUGGAGACUGAGAGAUGUCCCACUGCAGGUCAAAGAACCAUUUCCAUCCUGGGCCACAGCUCUCCUGGUUCUCCUGGUUCUUGUUCUCAUCGUCUCUGGAGGUCUUUUAUUUCAUUUCCGGCACUAUUUCACGUCAGUUUACAAGGUGGAGGUGAAUUCAGGGGUGGAGUCUGUCCUGCUCCCCUGUAAAGCCACACUUCACCUGCCUAAAGACGUUAGAGUGGAGUGGAAGGACAUGAAAGACAGGAAGGUCCACGUGUAUGAGAACAGCUCCGACAAGAAUAAAGAACAGGAUGAAGUUUACAGAAAUCGAACAAAGAUGAAUGAAGACCCGUGGAAAACUGGAGACCUCAGUGUGACCCUGAAACACCCCACAGAGAGAGACACAAACACCUACACCUGCACCAUUAGCAGGGAGGGAAACAUCCUGCUGAAGAAACAAGUGCUGCUUACUGUCAGAGAGUGUCGGGUGGAGGUGGAGGAGGGGGCGGAGUCUGUCCAGCUGCCCUUCAAAACCACAGCUCAGCUGCCUGAAGACACUCAGGUGGAGUGGUGGCACCGUCCUGAGAAGCCUGACAAACAGGAGCGGGAUUACAGAGACCGAGUGAAGAUGAAGGACGAGCGUGUGAAAAGCGGACAGUUCAGCCUGACCCUUAAACGCCCCACACAGAGAGACAGUGGCAGAUACAGCUGUGUGGCCUGGAGCCAGGGAAACAUCAUCGGAUGGAGAGUCGUGCUGCUCACAGUUACAGGGAGAGAUCAUUACAUCAGGAACAGAAGCAGCUCCAUUGAUCCGACUCCUCUGAUGGCUGAUGUUUGAUCUGUGUUCCUUUAUUAUUGAUCAGUGAUGUCAGAGUGGAGUCGGUGUGAUGUUAUCAAUUAUACUGGAAACACUUUGCUUCUGAUUCUCCUACUGAUCAGUUUGUGUCUUGACUCUGUUUAAAACUUUGUGACUGUCGGGUGGGCAGUGAGCAGUCUGCAUGAGUGGGAGCUGUGGACGCUGCUGCAGGAAGGCUGCAUGUCAUUUAUUUGUAUGAGUUUAAUCCAUUAAAGUUAAUAAAGAGCUA